UCAGUUAUAUGUCAGUCGUCUUUCAGAGUUGCUUCUCAUCAUCAAUGAAAGAACUGAUCUGCAAAGGCGUCACAGAGGUCACCUUGAGAACCUUGACAUCAAAGCAUUUAUUAAAGAUGUUGCUGUUCCAUUUAUAGACAGUUUGAUUGGAGAAAUCAAUGAUGCUUUCUACAUGCACCCUGUGUUUGAUGCUUUUCGGAAGGCUCUGGAUCCUAGUAUGAUCGAAGCCAAUGCCAGUGCUGUUGAUCUUCAAAACCAUGGAAAGGAGGCAUUGACUGUACUUUGUGGACACUAUGGGGAACCUGGAGAGGACAUUUUCCAAGGUCAUGUGACAAGAUGUGAGAGGGAUCUUGAUCCAGAUGCAACUGAAGCUGAAUACUGUGCCUUCAAGCAUCAAAUCAAAAUCAUGAAAAGAAUGAAAGCCAGAAAUCCACAGCCUUCCAAUAGUAAUGAGGGUGACCAGGUUAACAAUCUGCUGUCAAUGUUUUUAAAAGUCUCUGGGGAUCCUGUACUCCAAGAAUCUUUUCCAAUGAUGUGCAAGCUUCUGUACCUGGUGAACAUUAUUCCAGCAUCAACGGCCUCAGUGGAGAGGAGCUUUAGCCAAAUGGCUUUGCUAAAAACCCCAAUGCGCAGCAGAUUGAGUUGCAAGUCAAUUAAUGCAAUAAUGCGCAUUAACAUAGAGGGAGCCAGUACCCUGACGGAAUAUGAGUUAGAACAACUUGUUCAAAACUUCAAACUUGCAAAAGAUCGGCACUUGUCCCUGUAA
Messenger RNA from Pecten maximus, 766 nucleotides. RefSeq lists its product as uncharacterized. Gene Ontology annotation, molecular function: protein dimerization activity. Lineage: Eukaryota; Metazoa; Mollusca; Bivalvia; Pectinida; Pectinidae. The record is from RefSeq and is a predicted model, not a curated record. The coding region runs from base 173 to 766 and encodes 197 amino acids. The transcript is spliced from 3 exons.